Molecule: messenger RNA, 1136 nt
Organism: Anolis sagrei ordinatus
Lineage: Eukaryota; Metazoa; Chordata; Lepidosauria; Squamata; Anolidae
Gene: CAPSL
Product: calcyphosine like
Molecular function (GO): calcium ion binding
Source: RefSeq, a predicted model, not a curated record
GCAUGGAAAAGACAGGCCCACUUUCUCCCAAAGUGUACAGAGCAGCGUCCAUAGUUGCAGGUAGAUGCGACAGGUAGCAGAAUAAAGAUCACUGCCCUCUGCUAUCCUAGAUGGCUGGCACAGCACGGCAUGAUCGGGAGAUGGCAAUCCAGGCCAAAAGAAAACUUGCGCAGACAACAGAUCCUAUCGAGAGGCUUCGGCUCCAGUGCCUGGCAAGGGGAUCUGCGGGCAUCAAAGGACUCGCCAGGGUCUUCCGCAUCAUGGAUGAUGAUCGCAGUAGGACUCUUGAUUUCAAAGAGUUCCUGAAAGGCCUUCAUGAUUAUGCUGUGUUGAUUGAAAAAGAAGACGCUGAAAGGAUUUUCCAAAUCUUUGAUAAAGAUGGGAAUGGAAAAAUUGACUUUGAUGAAUUUCUCCUAACAUUAAGACCUCCAAUGUCUAAUGCAAGAAAAGAAGUGAUUAUGCAAGCCUUUCGAAAGCUAGACAAGACUGGCGAUGGCAUUAUCACCAUUGAAGAUCUACAAGGAGUCUACAACGCAAAGCAUCACCCCAAGUACCAGAAUGGAGAAUGGUCGGAAGAUCAAGUUUUUAGGACUUUUCUAGAUAACUUUGAUUCACCUUAUGAUAAAGAUGGACAGGUUACAACAGAUGAAUUCAUGAACUAUUACGCAGGCGUCAGCGCUUCAAUAGACACUGACAUCUAUUUCAUUCUGAUGAUGAAAAACGCUUGGAAAAUCUAAUUGUGUAAAAUGAAAUUCUCCUUCUUCUUAUGGUUGGCAUGAAGGGCAAUGUGGUCGCAUUCAUUGUAAUUACUAAUUGCAUUAAUUAUUAUAGUAAAUUUUGCUAACCAAUAUUAUUAUUCCUGUCAUUUUUGUAGGGCUAUUCUUUGGAUUAAAAAUGUCAGUUACAUAUGUUAGUAAAGCUACCUAAACAAGAAAUGGCUCAGCUCUUACACCAGGGCUGUGGAGUAUCCAUCUUUGCUUGUGGAGUUAUGCAUUGAUUCUGUGUUGUGUUGUGAAACUGAAACCUCAAUUUACAUGUGCAUAUGGAUAUCUGCUUAUGCCAGUGGCUCUCAACCUUCCUAAUGCUGCGACCCAUUAUUAAAGUUCCUCGUGUUGUGGUGAUCCCCAACCAUAAAA